UAUCUUUUAUAAACUGAAUUUUCCUACUCAGAUAUCACACCAACUAUUGGUAUUGCAUGUUAGAAGUAGCAGGCUGGAUUGAUUGUCGGUAUUAUAGUAGCUCUUGGAAUUUCAGGCUUGAUACUGAUUUUUUUAACUCUUUUCGUGAGGAUAAAAAGAGGUAAUGAUGAUGCAUACAGGGUACACAUGCUAUGGAAGGGUGAAAGCUGUGAAGCAACUUUCACUAGGAUCCCACCAAGGGAAAAAUAAGUUUGUUAAUGAAAUUGCUACCAUAAUUGCAGAGACACUUCUCUGGCAAUCAGAAUGCUCUACAUUAUUGCAUUUCAAGGACUGGAAGUGGAUGACAAGCUCUGUUGGUAAUUCAGAAAUUUCAGCCUAUCUCACACCAGACAUCAUGCUUUAUCUUUGUGAGAAAGAACAUGUUGAGGGUGGCAUGAUAUUUCAGCUCUUGAAAGAUUUGACUGAAAUGUCUACAAUGACAAAUUGUAAAGAUGUUUUCGGUUAUAUAGAAUGUAAACAACACAUUUUAGAAAAGCAAGAGUUGUUUGCUCAUGCAAAACUUAUGAUGUUGAGGAUGUGCAAUCAACUUCUUGGGUGGGUUUACUAUUGGAAAGGCUUCCGUUUUUCUGCUUGCCAGGACUUGGAUGGUAUUAAAGGAGUUGGGCCACUGGAACUUCGGCCACCUCAUGUCUGA
Molecule: messenger RNA, 694 nt
Organism: Mangifera indica (mango)
Lineage: Eukaryota; Viridiplantae; Streptophyta; Magnoliopsida; Sapindales; Anacardiaceae
Exons: 3
Coding region: 164-694 (176 amino acids)
Biological process (GO): mRNA export from nucleus; regulation of DNA-templated transcription elongation
Cellular component (GO): THO complex part of transcription export complex
Source: RefSeq, a predicted model, not a curated record